AUGGAUUCCCACGUGGAAACCCCAUUCUCUGCGCAAGAGCACCUCCAAGACAACAAAAUCCACAUUCUUCUUGCAGCGUCCGGCUCCGUCGCCACCAUCAAAAUCCCGAAUAUCGCGGAAGCUCUCGGUCGCCAUCCAGAUGUCUCUAUACGUAUCAUAGUCACCGAUUCGGCCGAGCGAUUCCUCGCUGCGCAGAGCUCGGAGCAGCCCCUUCUUGACAGCUUGCGCAAUACACCGGGAGUGGAUGGUAUUUAUAGGGACAGUGACGAGUGGUCAAGACCUUGGAUUCGCGGGGCGCCAAUUCUACAUAUCGAGCUGCGGAAAUGGGCACAUAUUCUCCUGGUGGCGCCACUGUCAGCCAACACGAUGGCAAAGAUGACGAUGGGAAUGUCUGACAAUCUUUUGCUAUCUGUGUUGCGUGCGUGGGACACAACGGGUCUGGUGGACUUGGGAUUUAAGCCAAAGAAACCAAUGGUCUUCCUGGCUCCGGCCAUGAACACCGCAAUGUAUGUCCAUCCAGUAACGGAGAAAUCACUCAAGGUGCUACGAGAUGAGUGGGGGUGGAGUAGCUCCAAACCCGAAGGCUGGAUCACCAUACUUCCGCCCAUUGAAAAAUCCCUGGCCUGCGGAGACGCGGGAACAGGUGGAAUGAUGGAUUGGAGAAAUAUUGUCGAGGCCAUCCGAGAGUACCUGGUUCUCCCGGCGAUCGAUUUUUGA
Molecule: messenger RNA, 717 nt
Organism: Penicillium argentinense
Lineage: Eukaryota; Fungi; Ascomycota; Eurotiomycetes; Eurotiales; Aspergillaceae
Product: putative flavoprotein
Exons: 1
Coding region: 1-717 (238 amino acids)
Biological process (GO): coenzyme A biosynthetic process
Cellular component (GO): phosphopantothenoylcysteine decarboxylase complex
Molecular function (GO): FMN binding; phosphopantothenoylcysteine decarboxylase activity
Source: RefSeq, a predicted model, not a curated record